This is a messenger RNA of Sander lucioperca (pikeperch), 2017 nucleotides long. RefSeq names its product eukaryotic translation initiation factor 3, subunit D (gene eif3d). The record is from RefSeq and is a predicted model, not a curated record. Gene Ontology annotation, cellular component: eukaryotic translation initiation factor 3 complex; cytoplasm. Bases 251 to 1909 code for a protein of 552 amino acids. NCBI's taxonomy places the organism in Eukaryota, Metazoa, Chordata, Actinopteri, Perciformes, Percidae. Gene Ontology annotation, molecular function: translation initiation factor activity. The transcript is spliced from 16 exons. Gene Ontology annotation, biological process: translational initiation.
AAGUUAGACAAAAAAGUGUAGUAGUACUUCCGGUCAAAAUCGUGAAAAUAAAACGCACCAUAAACAGAGGUGUAGUUUCGCAUUUUGACCAGCUGAGGGCAGUAUAUGCCAGUUGUAAUACUGCAUGAAUCAGUUUCCGCUUUGCGUCAGCUCGCUACUUCCUUUCACACCGGCACUUCGUCGGGGAUUUGCACCGUUUGAGGACCGGUUGGAUUAAAAGUGCCAACAGGGUGUCACAUAAUUCACGGUCAUGGCAAAGUUCAACGCCCCUGUGAUCCAGGACAAUCCGUCGGGAUGGGGUCCCUGUGCGGUCCCAGAGAAGUUUAAAGACAUGCCCUACCAGCCUUUCAGCAAAGGAGACCGCCUGGGAAAGGUUGCUGACUGGACUGGAGCGACUUAUCAAGACAAGAGAUACACAAAUAAGUAUUCCUCGCAGUUCGGAGGGGGUAGUCAGUACGCCUACUUUCACGAGGAGGACGAGACGAGCUUCCAGCUGGUGGACACGGCCAAGACGCAGAAGACGGCCUACCAGAGGAACCGCAUGAGGUUUGCUCAGAGGAAUCUGCGCAGGGAUAAAGACCGUAGGAACCUGACUCAGUUCAACAUGCAGACGCUCCCUAAGAGCGCCAAGCAAAAGGAGAGGGAUCGUAUGCGCCUGCAGAAGAAGUUCCAGAAACAGUUUGGGGUCCGUCAGAAGUGGGACCAGAAAUCCCAGGCCCAGCUGAAACCCAGAGACUCCUCGGUUGAGGUUAGGAGUGACUGGGAGGUGAAGGAGGAGAUGGACUUCCCCAGACUGAUGAAGAUGAGAUACAUGGAGGUAGCUGACCCCUCUGACAUUGAGUGCUGCGGUGCGUUGGAGCACUACGAUAAGGCUUUUGACCGGAUCACCACCCGCAAUGAGAAGCAGCUGAAAAGCAUCAAGAGGAUCUUCCACACCGUCACUACCACUGACGACCCCGUCAUCCGCAAGCUGGCUAAGACUCAGGGUAAUGUGUUUGCCACUGACGCCAUCUUGGCCACCUUGAUGUGCUGCACACGCUCAGUCAACUCCUGGGACAUCAUCGUGCAGCGAGUGGGCAACAAGCUGUUCUUUGACAAGAGAGACAACUCUGACUUUGAUUUGCUCACUGUGAGCGAGACCGCCAACGAGCCGCCGCAGGAUGAGGGCAACUCCUUCAACUCUCCUCGUAACCUGGCGAUGGAGGCCACGUACAUCAACCACAACUUCAGCCAGCAGUGUUUACGCAUGGGUGGAGAGCGCUACAAGUUUCCUGCCCCCAACCCAUUUGUGGAAGAGGAUACGGACAAGAGUGAGGUGGCAUCUGUAGCCUACAGGUACCGUCACUGGAAGCUCGGGGAAGACAUUGAUCUGAUAGUCCGCUGUGAGCACGAUGGAGUGAUGACCGGCGCCAACGGAGAAGUGUCUUUCAUUAACGUCAAGACCCUCAACGAGUGGGACUCCAGGCAUUGUAACGGGGUGGACUGGCGUCAGAAGCUGGACUCUCAGAGAGGAGCCGUCCUCGCCACUGAGCUGAAGAACAACAGCUACAAACUGGCCCGCUGGACCUGCUGCGCCAUGCUGGCUGGAUCCGAGUACCUCAAACUGGGGUAUGUGUCUCGGUACCACGCAAAGGACUCCGCUCGUCACGUCAUCCUGGGAACCCAGCAGUUCAAACCCAACGAGUUCGCCAGCCAGAUCAACCUGAGCAUGGAGAAUGCCUGGGGAAUCCUCCGCUGCGUCAUCGAUAUCUGCCGCAAGCUGGACGAGGGCAAGUACCUCAUCCUCAAGGACCCCAACAAGCAAGUGAUUCGGGUGUACAGCCUGCCUGAUGGGACCUUCAGUUCUGAUGAAGAGGAGGAGGAAGAGGAAGACGAAGAGGACGAGGAGGAAGAAGAUGAAGAGAACUGAAGUGUGGAGACUGCUCCAGUGACCAAAGCAAGCCUUCACCAUAAGUAAAGAAAGACAAUUUAACUCCUUUUGACAUUCAAUAAUUCAAUAAAGAUGAGAGAUUGGCCA